Chironomus riparius is the source of this 2209-nucleotide messenger RNA. The record is from the annotation of a GenBank genome assembly. Lineage: Eukaryota; Metazoa; Arthropoda; Insecta; Diptera; Chironomidae.
CUAAAAACAAACAAUUUUUAUUACUUUAUAUAAAAUUGCACGAUCGUCCAGAGAUUAUUAAAAAAUAAGAGCCAUGGAUUUUAAUGAAGCUAGAGAAUUUUUGAAGAAGAGAUUGCUAAAAGAUAAGACAACUCUUUAUGGAUUUGAAGAAGAGAAGGAACAAAUUAAAAAUCUUUUUGUAAGAACUGCAAAACAUAGCGAAAGUAAUUCUGCUAUAUUGAUUGGACCGAAAAAAUCUGGAAAAUCUACUCUCCUGAAUUCUGUUUUAUUUGACCUGGUACAAGAUAAUGUUUUUGUGUCAAAUACUUUAGUGAUUUAUUUGAAUGGAUUAAUUCAUAUUGAUGAUCGACUGGCACUAAAAUCGACUACAGUACAAAUGAAUCUCGAAAAGGAAGUCGAAGGAAAGACCUUUUCAUCAUUUUCGGAAAAUUUGUCAUUCUUAUUAUCAUGUCUUAAGGCAGGAAAAGAUUUGCAGCGAUUAAUAUUCAUAAUUGAUGAAAUUGAUCUAUUCUGUACGCAUCAUAAUCAAACUCUUUUAUAUAAUUUGUUUGAUGUUGCUCAAUCAGCUCAAACACCGAUUUGUGUGCUUGGAAUCACAAGUCGUUUGGAUGUAAUUGAGCUUUUGGAAAAGCGUGUCAAAUCUAGAUUUUCACAUAGACAAAUUUUCAUGCUUCCUGACAGUGAAAAUUUACAGGGCUUUGCUAACAUAUUUAGGUCACUUUUGUUGCUGCCUUCGACAAAGGAAUCUAACAUUAUUUCGCAGAAAUUUGUUAAUAUACCACAAAAAGUAUACAAACAAUACAAAAUUCCAUUUCUACGCAAGCAUUUUGAUCCAAAAGAAUUUUCAUUCUCAAAGAAAUACAUUAAUGAAUGGAACAAAAUGAUUGAACAGUUGACUUCAAAGAAAAAAGUUUUAAAUGUCUUGGAAAUACUUUAUAGUACAAAUGCCUCACUUGGACCAUUAAAAAGAUUUUUAUAUGAAAUUCUUUCAACUGAUGAAGCAAAAAUCAAUGAAAAUGAUAUUUCAAAAACAGUUGAGCAUUUGUAUUUUGAAGAUGACAAAGUAAAACUUAUAAAUGGACUCUCAGUUUUAGAAAUAUGUCUGUUGAUUUCAAUUAAACAUCAUUCUGAGAUAUAUGAUAAUGAUCCUUUUAAUUUUGAAAUCAUCUUAACGCGCUACAAUAAAUUUUCCUUUAAAAGUUCAACAAUGCAAAGCAUCGAUCGGGAAGUAGUUUUGAAAGCAUUUGAAAAUUUAAAGUAUCAAGAAUUUAUCGCUGCCAUUGGACAUGAAAGCAAAAUGCAAAAGGAGUAUCAAAUGCAUAAAUUAUUAAUACUACCAGACCAUAUUGAACGAGCAUUGCAGAAAUAUCACAAUCUACCAACAGAAAUAGAUCACUGGUCGAAAAGCUGUAUUAUUUAACCUCUAUAAUUCUUUAAUUAACUGUGUUCUUUGUUACCCUUAUUUCUUGUGUUUGUGAGGACUGAAUACAAAUUAGUUUAAAGAAACAUAUAUAAAAUUCACUAAACUUUUUAUUUAAUAUAUCAGUUAUAUUGAGUUUGCAGAAAGAUAAAGACAUGAAGAUAACUACUAUUUUUGUCUUAGUUUUAUUUUUCUAUUUUGUGUCCGCAAAUGAUGCACCAGGAUUUUUCCUGAAAACAACCAAAAACAUACCGAGAUUAGGAAAACGAGUAUUCAUUAAGCAAGGAUCAAAAAAUAUUCCACGUUUGGGACGGAGAAGCGAGGUUCAGGAAACUGACGAUUCAAAAAAUUAUAAUCAUUUGCAACCUUUUGAUUCGAAAUUUAUAUUUGAUUUUUUACAAGAUGAAAUGCUAAUUGGAGAUGGAGAUUUAAAAUUUUUGUCAUGGGAAGAUUUAGAUAAAGCUUUAGAAUCAGACUCUACAUUAAAACAAAAAUUAACAAGCAUUGCGAGAGAUAAAGAAGUCGGAGAAUUGAGGAAAUUUGCUUAUGAUAUGAACUUGAUUGAAGAUCAUGAUACGUUUGGAAAUAAUAAAAUGUAUCAAAAUUUUAUUCCUUUUGAAGCUCAAAAAAGUCAUUUAUAUGACAAUAAUGAAAAUGAUUUGUACUACUUCUAUACCAAUGAAGUUAAAAGGAAUGAUAAAAAUUUGAAGAUGAACCACUUUCCAAAGCUUUUCAAUAAUUAGUGUAUAAGUUUGUAAAAGAAAUAUUCGUCUCAUAUAGAUAAAAAAA